UGUUGAAUGGAUUGAUGUGUUACAAACCCGAUGACCCAAUAGAAUAUUUGGAAAGCUGUUUGCAGAAAGUAAAAGAGCUUGGAGGGGCAGAAAAAGUGAAAUGGGACACUUUUGUCAGUCCAGAAAAGAGGACCCUCCCUCCACUCAAUGGAGGACAAUCCAGGAGAUCUUUUUUCAGGAAUGUGAUUCCUGAUAAUCCUAACUUCCCAUACCGACGGUAUGACCGACUCCCUCCAAUCCAUCAGUUUUCUAUAGAAAGUGACACUGACCUCUCUGAAACUGCUGAGCUAAUUGAGGAGUACGAUGUGUUUGAUCCUGCAAGACCUCGACCAAAAAUCAUCCUUGUUAUAGGUGGUCCGGGAAGCGGUAAAGGAACACAAAGUUUGAAAAUAGCAGAACGUUAUGGAUUUAACUACAUAUCAGUUGGUGAACUGUUAAGGAAGAAGAUCCACAGCACAAGCAGCAAUAGAAAAUGGAGCUUAAUUGCUAAAAUAAUUACUACUGGAGAACUGGCUCCUCAGGAAACAACCAUAACUGAGAUAAAGCAGAGAUUAAUGCAGAUCCCUGAUGAAGAGGGUAUAGUGAUUGAUGGAUUUCCCAGAGACGUUGCCCAGGCAAUCUCCUUUGAGGACCAAAUCUGUACUCCAGAUUUGGUCGUAUUUCUGGCAUGUUCCAAUCAAAGGCUGAAAGAAAGAUUACUGAAACGUGCUGAGCAGCAAGGGAGACCUGAUGAUAACCUGAAAGCUACACAGAGGAGAUUAAUGAAUUUCAAGCAAAAUGCUGUCCCACUGGUUAAAUAUUUCCAGGAAAAAGGGCUAAUCAUCACAUUUGAUGCAGACAGAGAUGAAGAAGAAGUGUUCUUUGACAUAAGUUUGGCAGUUGACAAUAAGCUAUUUGCUAACAAAGAAGCUGCAGCAGGGUCAAAUGAACUUGACUGCAGUCUGCUAAUGGAUUCUGGAGACCCUGUUUAUACAGAAUUUGACUUUGAAGACCAGGAGGAAGACCAGUCAAGUUUUUCUUGUUAUGAGAACACAGGAGAUUUUCCAGAAGAUCUGAGGAAGUCAAAUAUCAUUUUUGUAGUUGGUGGCCCUGGCUCUGGCAAAAGUAGUCAAUGCGAACAGUUAGCCAAGAAAUAUGGAUUUACGCACCUGUCCACUGGUGACCUUCUCCAAAAUGAGUUAUCAUCAUUAUCAGAGAGAAGUAAAUUGAUCAAAGACAUCACGGAGUGUGGUGAACCAGUGCCUGGAGGUAUUGUCCUAGAGCUCCUGAAGGAAGCUAUGGUUUCCAGUUUAGGGGACACAAAAGGAUUUCUGAUUGAUGGGUAUCCCCGUGACCUGAAAGAAGCAGAAGAGUUUGAAAACAAGAUUGGGGAACCAAAACUCGUGUUCUGCCUGGACUGCUCUGCAGAAACCAUGAGCGGUCGCCUUCUGAUGAGACAGAGUGGGCACCACUUUGAUAGUGCUGAAACUACCAAGGAAGGAAUUGAGAGCUAUUGCCAAGCAACAAAACCUGUGAUUGCAUACUACGAGAUGAAGACACAGUUAUGCAAGAGUGACCUGGCCAGGCUGCCGCAAGAGCCAGGACUCGGUUUCGUUUCCCUUUGGACAAGCUCUCCUGCCCGCUGCGACGGAAGGUCCGUGACCCCGGCGGGAACGGUGGUGACCCGCGAUUAG
Tinamus guttatus (white-throated tinamou) is the source of this 1673-nucleotide messenger RNA. The record is from RefSeq and is a predicted model, not a curated record. NCBI's taxonomy places the organism in Eukaryota, Metazoa, Chordata, Aves, Tinamiformes, Tinamidae.